This is a messenger RNA of Oldenlandia corymbosa var. corymbosa, 1656 nucleotides long. NCBI's taxonomy places the organism in Eukaryota, Viridiplantae, Streptophyta, Magnoliopsida, Gentianales, Rubiaceae. The record is from the annotation of a GenBank genome assembly.
AUGGAAGACCUGUCGGAGUCGAUUCUACAACAUAUAUUUUCGUUCCUGAAUUUCACGGACGUGAUUCGUGCUUCUGCAGUCUCGAGGGCUUGGCUGAAUGCAGUCUCCACCCUGCAAUGCUUGAAUAUCACUGAUGAUUUCAUUCGGCCAUUGAAUUCAGUGAACCGUUUUGACCAAUCGGCCAGGGAAAGGAAGAUGCUUCCAAAGGAAAUGGUGAGAUCCAUGCUGGUUUCUGCCGGAUGCUUUAUUCUGAAAGCCAAAGAACAUAACUUGCAAAUUAAUCAGUUCAGGUUUAAAUUCCGAGGUAAGCUUUCUUAUUUCGUGCCAUAUUUGAUGCAAUGUGUGAAUUUAAUUGGGACGGAAAACGUCAGAGAGUUCGUAUUGGAUGUUGGAAUUGGUGGUGGUAGGUUGUCGGAUUACUCCUUGCCUGUAUCUGUUUAUGCUGCCCAUUCUCUGCAUAAGCUUGUUGUUCGAGGAUUAAAGCUUUCAUUAGUAGGUAUUCGUGGAAUAAAUCUUCCUUCACUGAGGGAGUUGGAUUUGAGUUGUUGUCAAGUUGAUGAUGAGUUCUUUGAGCAACUAAUCAUGAAAUGUCCCCAACUGGAGAAUUUCAAAAUUGAAGAUUGUUUUGGUUUCCGUGUUUUUAAAGUAUUAGGAUCACAUCCGAAGUUGAAAAAGAUUGAUUUGAUGAAGGAUGAAGAACAAGACUAUCUUUAUUGCCAUGCUCCUGAAGAAAUCCAAGAAAUUGAGAUUAGAGAAGCUCCAAAUCUUGAGUACUUUCGCUACUGGAGCAAUGAUGAUGACUUAUUAGAAAUCCUCGACAUAGGAGCCUGUGUAAAUUUGAAGGUUCUUGAUUUGACUGCUUUAUGUGGCAGCCACAAGUUGCUCGAGUCAGUUGAACAUCUUGUCUCGCAUCUUAGUGUCCUUGAGGAAUUCACAUUGCACUUGUUUACAUGGAUUCACAGUUCUACGGAGUUGCAGAGUAUUAAAAUCUCAAGCGACAGUCUUAGAAAACUGUGGUUAGGAUUUGUCAAUAAUCCAGUGGAUGUUCGAGUGGAUGCACCUUAUUUGUCUGAAGUCUUUUAUUUGGGGUUUAUAUCAUCGAAUCUGUCAUUUGGAACAUCAUCAAUAAAGGAUGCUAACUUUGUUAAAUGCGGUGAAGACAAAAUAUCCUCGUUUUAUGAACUUGUGGAGUUCCUCAAAACUUUUAAUCAUAUUGAGGCCGUGAAGUUGGACGACUUUGCACCUCGCGACUUGGCAGUUCCAACAGAUCUGGACUUUUUUGAUCCUCCUCUUUGGGACAUCAAACACUUAACUGUAGGUGCGCGUUAUUGCUGCGGUAAUAGCUAUAUACCAGUUGACUUGGACAUGUUGAAGAGUUUGCUUUGGAUGGCACCUCGAUUGGACACUCUAUCCUUUGUUAAUGGUUUUAAAUCUGCAGUAACUUUUCAAUUUAUACAUGGGAAUCCUGAGAUCAACGUGGAGGAGGUCCCUUUCAUCUGUCGGAAUAACAAAGUUGUUAAGGUUAAAGUUGAAAGCUGCCCAGGUUCUGCAGAAGGAUUGGGAUGGAAGAAGUACCUUUUUAAUGGUGAGAAAUCCUUGGGUUGCAGAAUUAAACAAUUGAAGGUUCAGGUGAUGUCGAAGUUAAGUGGUGAAUGA